AUGCGUCAAAAUAGGAGGCGCCCGGGUGGAAGUGCACGGCAGCAGGCGCGCUGCAGGCGCUGCGGCGAGACAGGACAUAACUCUCCUAGCCAAGCCCUCCUAAACAAGAUUGAUAAACUGCGCGAAAUCAAUGUCAAAACUAUAGAGCUGCCUCAGCUUGUGGUCGCGGGGGACCAGUCAUCUGGCAAGUCCUCACUCUUAGAGAGUUUGACGGAGUUCUCAUUCCCUCAAGAUCCCGGUCUUUGUACUCGCUAUGCCACCCAAACCUCUUGUCGUCGUGAUUCCGAGAAGAAGGUUGUGGUCUCUAUCAUUCCUCGGCAAGGCGCAGUUGCGGCGGUAGAGGCUCGGCUUCGGGCUUUCAGACGAAAAAUUUCAGAUUUUACGAAUGAAGCCCUCAAAACUAUCAUCGCGGAGGCGAAUACGGCCAUGGGAAUCAGGAUGACGGUGAAUGACACCGAGUCUGGCCUGCAAACGUUCAGCGAGGAUAUCCUUAAGAUCGAGAUCAGUGGACCUGAGCAAGAGCACAUUACGGUGAUUGAUGUGCCCGGCAUAUUCCGCGUCCCUUCUCCGCCUCUUACCACGGAUAGCGAUGUUGCUUUGGUGAAGACCAUAGUGGAGUCGUACAUGCGGAACAGCCGGACCAUCAUUAUCGCUGUUCUCCUAUCGAAUGUUGACAUUACCACCCAGGAAAUUCUUAAAAUGGCAGAAGUUGCUGAUCCGAGCGGAACGAGAACGAUGGGGGUGCUUACAAAACCGGAUCUAGUGACUGAGAACGCUACGCAAGAUGCGAUUAUGGAUCUUGUUCUCAGGAAGAGGAACCGGCUGAAGUUAGGAUACUGUAUUGUGAAGAACCGUAGUGCGCAUGAUCAAAUAUCCACAAUGGCGGAGCGGCUUACCCAGGAAGUAACAUUCUUCAGGGAAGCCCGUUGGCGACGAAUGGAAAGUUCGGGACGGUGUGGUAUUGGAUCGCUCAAAACCCAGCUCCAGGAUCUUCUCAUGAGCAUUUCGAAGAAGGAAUUGCCGCAUGUCAAGGCCGAUGUUGGAAAGCAGUUGCGUCAGUGUCGAGAAGAUUUGGAGAGUAUGAGGCCGUCCCGCACGGAACAAAGCUCACAGAGGAUGUAUCUCGGGAGACUGGUAUCCAAGUUUCAAGCGAUUACCCAGUGCGCUUUGAACGGAUACUAUAACAGCGAAAGUGUCUUCACAGAGCUGCUAGGAUUGAAGCUGAUUACGAAUAUUACGAAGGCUAAUGAGCGGUUCUCAAACGAAUUCUGGAAGAAAGGCCACAAGCGGCAAUUCUCAGUCAAUUGGGAUGACGAAGGGGAGAGAGCGCACGAUCUAACUGAGAUCGGUGAGGGCAACAUAUCCUUCAAGGAUCUGCUCUCUAGUUACCCUGAACUCCACGACAUCGUCGACACGAACGUUUACUGGUGCCCGAAACCAACGGCGUUCAGUAGUGAUUCGAUCAUCGAUCACAUCGAAAAGGUGUACCAAUCGAACUGGGGCCCGGAACUUUUCUCGGGCACGAUCCUGGGUAUCAUAUUUAGAGAACAAUCCGAGAAAUGGGAGCCACUUGUCCUUGCCCACGUCAGCGAAUCGAUUGCACUCGUCCACGACUAUAUCUGCCGGCUCCUUGCCCACAUCUGCACCGAGAAGCAGCUUUGUAAGGCUUAUGUGCAAGCGAUGAAGCAAGCCCGCUUUCUGCUGCACGCCGAACGAGACGCUAGACCGUCUACAUACAACCAUUAUUUCAAUGCGGAAGUUCAGAAGAAGCGACAGGCUCGUAUUGAGUCAGGCGAUGAAACGCGAGGCUACCACUCCAACAAAGACAACGCCCAGCAAGAGCGGAAAGACAUUCUGGACGUUCUUGCAAGCUACUACAAGGUAUCUAGAAAGCGAUCCGUAGAUGUCGUAUGUACACAAGUUAUCAGUCACUUUCUCCUUGAGGGAGACGGUAGCCCACUGAAGGUCUUCAACUCGGAGCUGGUUAUGGGCCUUGACGACGAGCAGCUUGAGAUGAUUGCUGGGGAAGAUGCAGAGACAAAGCGUCGCCGAUCGACGCUAGGGGCUGAGAUCAAGAAUCUAGAAGCUGCGAUGAAAGUCCUGCGGGGUUGAGCUUGCAAUAGUGGGUAGACUGACUUUCGGGGGGAUAGCUGCGCAGGUACUACCAGGAGACCUCAGACUAGUAGUAGCUGCUGAAUAGAAGUGGUUGAAACAGUAGACGACAG
Molecule: messenger RNA, 2225 nt
Organism: Mytilinidion resinicola
Lineage: Eukaryota; Fungi; Ascomycota; Dothideomycetes; Mytilinidiales; Mytilinidiaceae
Product: interferon-induced GTP-binding protein Mx2
Exons: 6
Coding region: 1-2112 (703 amino acids)
Cellular component (GO): cytoplasm; membrane; microtubule
Molecular function (GO): GTP binding; microtubule binding; GTPase activity
Source: RefSeq, a predicted model, not a curated record